Molecule: messenger RNA, 915 nt
Organism: Macrosiphum euphorbiae (potato aphid)
Lineage: Eukaryota; Metazoa; Arthropoda; Insecta; Hemiptera; Aphididae
Source: the annotation of a GenBank genome assembly
AUGGAUACAAUUAUACACCAGUUUGGUAGUGCAUGUGAAGUAUGUAUAAAAAACAAAUCCAGAAGAAGCCAACAAAUUGGGUUACUAUCAAAACUAGGUCCAGCGACAAAACCAUAUGAAAUAAUGUCCAUUGAUUCAGUAGGAGGUUUUGGUGGUAACAAAUCAACAAAAAAAUAUUUACAUAUGUUAGCGGAUCACUUUACCAGAUAUGCAUUUAUUUCCACAUCAAAGGGUCAAAAUGCAAGAGACUUUAUUAGUUUAAUCGACCCAGUAGCAAAACAACACCAGAUAAAAAUCAUUCUAGCGGAUCAAUACACUGGUAUCAACUCAAAAGAAGUCAAAAACUAUAUGAAAUCAAUGAAUAUCACACUGAUAUUUACAUCAGUGGAUUGUCCGGAAUCAAAUGGGUUAAAUGAAAGAUUAAAUCAGACAUUAGUUAAUAGAAUAAGAUGUAAAAUUAAUAGUGGAGAAGAGAGGGGAGCAUGGUCUAAAAUUGCUGAAAAAUGCAUAAGAGAAUACAAUAGAACAACACAUAGUGUCACAAAAUUCUCACCAGUUUAUCUCCUAAACGGUAUAAAAUCUAAUAUUGUACCAACAGAGCUUCAAGAAAAUAAUUAUAAUUUAAAAGCAGACAGAGAUAAAGCAUUAAAAAAUUCAACAAAUAACUAUGAAAAAAACAAAAAAAGAGUGGAUAGGACCAGGAUAGAUCACACAUUUCAAGAGAAUGACCUAGAUUACAUUGAAAAUGGUAACAAAAUGAAUAGGAAUAAAUUAGAUGAGAUCAGAAGCGGACCAUUCCGAAUAAUAAAAAAGGUAUCAAAUACUAUAUAUGAAGUUGAAGGGCCUAAAAAACGUAAAGAAAUCAACUUCUAUCACAGCAGCAAAUUAAUUCCAGUUAAGAGGAUGUCACAGUAG